Messenger RNA from Guillardia theta CCMP2712, 240 nucleotides. RefSeq lists its product as hypothetical. The record is from RefSeq and is a predicted model, not a curated record. Gene Ontology annotation, molecular function: protein binding. The annotation marks the transcript as partial. NCBI's taxonomy places the organism in Eukaryota, Cryptophyceae, Pyrenomonadales, Geminigeraceae. The transcript has a single exon.
GCAGCUGAGCAGGGAGAUGUAGAGUCCUUGCGUCGAUACAUUGAGGGAGGAGGAGACGUCGAUGCGAGCAACCAGCUGUCUGACCGGCUGCUCCACGUGACGGUGCGGGGAGGGCAUGCGAUGGCGACGAGGCUGCUGCUGGAGAGCAAGGCUGACAUGACGAUCCGGAACGCGAUCCUGGACACACCACUUCAGAUCGCCAUGAAAAGGAACAGGAACGAUCUUGUCUUCACGCUGAUG